Messenger RNA from Eleginops maclovinus (Patagonian blennie), 1716 nucleotides. RefSeq names its product fibroblast growth factor 11b (gene fgf11b). Gene Ontology annotation, cellular component: cytoplasm; nucleus. Gene Ontology annotation, molecular function: growth factor activity; sodium channel regulator activity. Bases 750 to 1493 code for a protein of 247 amino acids. Lineage: Eukaryota; Metazoa; Chordata; Actinopteri; Perciformes; Eleginopidae. Gene Ontology annotation, biological process: regulation of voltage-gated sodium channel activity. The transcript is spliced from 5 exons. The record is from RefSeq and is a predicted model, not a curated record.
UGUCUGUGUCCAUGUCUCCGCUGCGUUCCAGGCAACAUUCCCACCAAGACCGUCAACGUCCCGCCUGCUGUUCCACCUCUGGAUUUAAGUCGGCUGGAUUACCGCUCCGACUCUCGCCUUGUUAUUCCCCGCUGCCACAUUUAAAUAUGAGGCAAAGUUGGACCUCCAUGGACUGCACAUACGGUGACAAACAGUUAGAUUUUUCUCGUGCUUUUAAGAGCUUCCUAGCAUCCAAAAUGUUCUCACUUUUCUUCAGUAAAAGUGUUUUUAUAUGUAAAACAAAUUAGGCUCCUUCUCUGUGGUGUUGUCUAGUCAAGUAGUUUUUUUUGCUAUAUACAUUUGUUUUUUACUUGGCCAUUUUAAUGCGAAGAUGAGUGGGGAAGAGGGGUAGCAAUAUGUCUCCGUCUUCCCCUUUUUUAAUUCUAACGUUGGAUUUUCUGUUAUUUUUAAAACUGAAAAUGUGACUGUUGCACUUUUUUGUGUGCUCUGAUAGUGUGACAUUUUUUGGUUGGCUUUACAUCCGACUGCAGGUGAACUUACACAUCUUCCAGUUAUUCCCUCUCCAAGGGAACCCUUAAACUAAACUCUUCCCUGUUAACCCACUUAGACAGCAGAUCUCCCCUGUGGGGGCUUCUCUAAACCGUCUGUCCUACUCUAGUUUUUUUUGAGGAAAGCAAAAGCCGAACGAGCAAAAAGGGGGUACUGGGAAGGAAAACAAACCCCCCUCCCCAAGGUGAGAGGGGGGGAAGAUGGCAGCUCUCGCCAGUUCUCUCAUUAGACAGAAACGGGCUGUCAAGGAGGACCCAACCAACCGACCGGUAGCCAACAAGCGGAAGCCCUGUCCUAAGAGCAACAAGUCCCUGUGCCAGAAACAGAUCCUGGUCUUGAUCUCCAAAGUACGACUAUGUGGGGGUCGAAAGAGUCGAAACGAGAAAAGACCGGAGCCACAGCUGAAAGGCAUUGUUACUCGACUAUACAGCCAACAUGGAUACUACCUGCAGAUGCAGCCUGACGGGACCAUGGACAGCACAAGGGAUGAAAGCAGCUUGUUUUCACAGUUCAACUUAAUUCCGGUUGGACUGCGGAUUGUGGCAAUCCAGGGGGCAAAGACAGGAUUAUACCUGGCCAUGAAUAGUGAAGGAUACGUCUAUACCUCGGAGCACUUCACUCCAGAGUGCAAGUUCAAGGAGAGUGUGUUCGAGAACUACUACGUCACAUACUCUUCCAUGCUCUAUCGGCAAACCCAGUCUGGCCGCUCCUGGUAUAUCGGUAUCAACCGCGAUGGACAGGUCAUGAAGGGCAACCGGGUGAAGAAGAACAAAGGAGCUGCGCACUUCUUGCCAAAAGUUAUAGAGGUUGCGAUGUAUAAGGAGCCGUCGCUACACGAGCUCGCCCCUGAACCGGUGAGUCCUCCACGCAAGACAGUGAAGACGUCGGAUUCGCCGUCCCUGAAGAACGGACGGAAAGAAGCUCCCAAGGCUGAUGCUUCAUAGCACAGGAGACCGAGGGUGGGGCAAAAAGGGCAGCAGUGACACUGGGAAUACAGCCGCCUGUUAUGCACUGAGGGUGGCUCGGGUAACGGCCCUUCAAUGGCCACCUUAUUCCAGAAGUGCGCUACGAGAUGCUGAAUGAUAACAGGUCAGCGGUCCAUCAGCAGCCGAGAACACCUGAGAGAGGAGUCCCCCCCUCACCUGUCACCGCAGCGAGGGACUGAGC